This is a messenger RNA of Ornithodoros turicata, 818 nucleotides long. RefSeq names its product cAMP-regulated phosphoprotein 19-like (gene endos). The coding region runs from base 116 to 478 and encodes 120 amino acids. Lineage: Eukaryota; Metazoa; Arthropoda; Arachnida; Ixodida; Argasidae. The record is from RefSeq and is a predicted model, not a curated record. Gene Ontology annotation, molecular function: protein phosphatase inhibitor activity. Gene Ontology annotation, cellular component: cytoplasm. The transcript has 3 exons.
CUCGCCCCAUCUAGUAGCGUAUUUUGGAAAGCACGGUGCGGUGUUGUGGUUGUGACACUGGACGUUUUCCGCCUCGUUUUCUUCUGUUUCUUUAAUUUCUCUCUGUUUCUGAAGAAUGUCCGGAGACGGUAGCUCUUCAGCAGCGUCCGGGGCUGACGACGCCAAACCGGGACUGUCAGGGAAAGAUGAAGAGGGCUUGAGAAGCGCAGAGCUCGAGGAAGAAGCUAAAUUCAAGUCUCGCUACCCCCAGAAUGUCCGACCAGGGGGAUCACUUUUCUUGCAGAAGAGGCUCAACAAAGGGCAAAAGUACUUCGAUUCUGGGGACUACAACAUGGCCAAAGCCAAGGGGGUUCAGAAGCCCCGUGUGCCCCCGGUAAUCCCUCAGAACCCCACGGGAGAGACGAUCCCGACGGUGGAAUCGCUGCCGCCGCGCAAGGCUUCUCUCGUCCAGAGCAAGCUGGCCACGGGCCUUUCCUAAGGCGUGCCACAGCGGGAGGAUUCUUGCCCCGCGGGGCUCUGGGGAGAUCUUUCUAUUGGGGGGGACACCGUCCCAUUCUUUUCCCACCUUCCUGUCCCACCCGUCCCCAGAGGUUGUACAUGAAAUUUGUGGUAGUGAAUGUGAGUGAUACCAGUUUGUUUGGCAGUGUGUUCAAAUUGCUUUUCCCCCCUUCACCUCCGGUUUUAAGGCUGCUCAACUCAAUUCUUUAAAAUGCAGUUCUUUGCUCUCAGCCUGUAUACUCAUGCUUGGUGUUGUACAUAAAAUGAAUUUGGCAGGUGUACUGUGCUGUAAUAUGUAAAUAAAGUAUCAAUAAUCGUAA